This is a messenger RNA of Nanorana parkeri, 5815 nucleotides long. RefSeq names its product microtubule crosslinking factor 1 (gene MTCL1). Lineage: Eukaryota; Metazoa; Chordata; Amphibia; Anura; Dicroglossidae. The record is from RefSeq and is a predicted model, not a curated record. Gene Ontology annotation, cellular component: spindle pole; apicolateral plasma membrane; midbody. Gene Ontology annotation, molecular function: microtubule binding. The transcript has 15 exons. Gene Ontology annotation, biological process: establishment or maintenance of epithelial cell apical/basal polarity; microtubule bundle formation; regulation of autophagy. The coding region runs from base 1 to 5652 and encodes 1883 amino acids.
AUGGAGACUUUAAACGCUGAGCCCAGGCUGCAGAGCCAUGCUGAGAAGAAGAGGCUGAACCGAGCACCUUCUCCUGCUAGACCCUUCCUAAGGGACUCCCACUCCAGGGCACCCCCUGCGAAACCUUCAGUGCUGCCCCCCAAGUCUCCCAACCUGGGCCACCAGUCCCCUGGGCAGCUAGCCACUCAGAGCCGCUUGUCCAGGCGCAGCGCUCCUGCCAAAGAUAAGCCGAGCACGGCCAAGGCUAGCGCCAAGGCGGCACUGAGCAGCAAGAGGGCAUCCAGGCCAUCGCAGGGGGAGCCGAACAGCAAAGGGGGCACCAGGAGAGAGCUGCAGCAUGCCCCCUCCUCUCCCCUGACUGCAGCAGGUAGAAGUCGCAGGACGGUGCAGAGAUUGGAGAGCCCGGCUCCGGGGACCUGCCUAGUACGGCUCAGCCACACGGACAGCAGCUCAGACCUCUCCGACUGCCCCUCCGAGCCCCUGUCCGACGAGCAUCGCCCCCUGCCAGCCCACAGCAGCGACAAUGAGUCGGCCUCCAGCAAGCAGGUGGUGGCAUCGGUGCCAGACAUAGUUGUCAUAGUGGGGUCGGAGAAGAGCCGAGCGGGAUCGGUGAACGAUGACGCCCGCGGAGCAGAGAGCAGCUCGGUUAAAAGUCCCGCACCGCCAAGCCAAGGACAAGAGGAGGACUUGCUCAGGGAGUUGGACGAGCUGCGAUCGGAAAAUGACUAUCUCAAGGAUGAGCUUGAUGAGCUGCGCGCAGAAAUGGAGGAGAUGCGUGACAGCUAUCUGGAGGAAGAUGUUUACCAGUUGCAGGAGCUCCGACGGGAGCUUGACCGAGCCAAUAAGAACUGCCGUAUAUUGCAGUACCGCCUCAGGAAAGCAGAGCAAAAAAGCUUAAAAGUUGCACAGACCGGCCAAGUGGAUGGGGAGCUCAUCAGAAGUCUAGAGCAAGACUUAAAGGUAGCCAAAGAUGUAUCUGUGAGAUUGCACCAUGAACUGGAGAAUGUGGAAGAGAAGCGAAUCAAAGUGGAAGAUGAGAAUCAAAUAUUGCGUCAGCAAAUCAUUGCAAUGGAGGUGACCAAGCAGGCAUUGCAUAACGAGCUAGAAAGGACAAAAGAGAGUACGCUAAAACGAAGAGGAAGCAGAGAGAUGCACAAAGAUAAGAAGACCGUUAGCCAGGAGGAUAGUGCCGAUUUAAAAUGCCAGCUUCAAUUUGCAAAGGAGGAAGCAGUGCUGAUGCGGAAGAAAAUGGCCAAACUUGGUAAAGAGAAGGAUGAUCUAGAGCAGGACCUGGAGAAAUACAAAUCAGUUUAUGGAGAUGUAGAAAGUCCUCUACCAACAGGAGAGACCGGGGGCCCACCCAGCACUAGAGAAGCUGAGUUAAAACUGCGUCUUAAGUUGGUUGAAGAGGAAGCUAAUAUCCUUGGAAGGAAAAUAGUUGAGCUAGAAGUGGAAAACAGGGGCAUUAAAGAAGAAAUGGAAGACCUCAGGUGUCAGUAUGAAAAAGAAUUUCUAAGCAGGGAGUAUGUUUCAAGCAUUCCUACCUCACCAUAUGGUGAUUCCAUGGAAUCUGCCACAGAGCUACGACGCCACCUCCAGUUUGUGGAAGAGGAAGCAGAGCUGCUGAGGAGAUCCAUUUCCGAGAUAGAGGAUCACAAUAAACAGCUUACAACUGAGCUGAAUAGAUUUAAGUUUGGUCCUGUACAGGACCUUGUCUGGAUUGAUGACAACUCUUCAAAAUGCAAUGGGUCAGUACAGGAAGAGCUGAAGACAGCCCGUAUUCAGAUAAGUGAGCUUAGCACUAAGGUAAUGAAACUUCAGUACGAAAACCGAGUUUUAUUAUCAAAUGUUCAACGCUAUGAUCUUGUGUCACACUUGGGAAUGCGAACAGCAAGCCCACGUGAUAGUGAUGCAGAAAGUGAUGCAGGGAAAAAAGAAAGUGACAGUGAAGAUGGACGUCAUGUUCAAUCAAAAAGGGAAGGUCCUAUUGGUGGAGAGAGUGACUCAGAAGAUGCGUAUGAGAAGACCUCAGGUUUUGAGAGUGUAAAACCCUCUGAGGUUGGUGAGACAUAUUGUGCAGAAUUGCUUAAACUGAGAGAAGAUGCACACUGUUUUAUGAACAUGAAACAUGAGGCUGAACGACUAGGAAAGACCGUAGAGCGUCUCAUUACAGACACAGACAGCUUGAUCUAUGAUGCCAAAUUGCAGAUGACGAGCAGUUCUAUGGAGGAAGUGUUGAAGGGCUGUCCAGACAGAGGAGACGCCUCUGGGUCGGAAGUUUUAAGCAGCAUCAAUACCAAAAUGAAAGUAUUCAGGAAAGAGUUGCAUAACUUUCUAGAAAUUGUUGAGCACACAGGGGAAGGUCUAAAAGAGCAUGCAGAAGACCUGUCCCCAAUGCCACAUCUCACAGAAUCAUCUAGUUUCUUGUCCAACCUGACCUCUGCUUCUCGGGAUUCUCCAAUUGGAAAUCUUGGAAAAGAACUCAUAACUGACUUUCAGUCCAAGCUGAGGGAACAAAUGGAAUGGCAACCUCACCAUGAACAUGAAGAAGAUUCCCAUCGUCUCCUUGUAAAUCAUGAAUCACAUCGCAGAGCAGAUGGGGACAGUAAGCACUACAGGCCAGGAGACAAGGGCGGUUUCAGUCUAGAGCUCUGCAAUCACGUAUCGCCUGAAAAGAAUCCAACACUACGUGAACUGCAGGCUAUUCUUGAACAGGAAAGGAGACUUCACCAAGAGGAGCAUGAAAAGGUGACAGACAGGCUCAUCCAGCUGGAGGAGGAACACUUGAAGAACAUUCGGAGGAAAGACUUGGAAGUUCAGAGUCUCACACUACAGAAUAAAUUGGAGGAGAAAACAUGGGGCCAAGAAAAAAGUCUCUUACAGCAAGAACUAAGGAACUUUAAGCAGAAUGUCUUUGUUUUGUAUGUCAAGCUGAAAUGGCUUCUAGCACAUUGGCGCCAGUGCAAACGGGUAGAGGAGGAAGAAGCGGGGGAUGAAUUGCUUCAGAUUGAACAACUAAAUACCCUUCCUGAGUUUGCUGGCCACCUUGACUUCAGAGGAAGUGAUCCUGACUUGGAGGAAGCAGAAGAAGAUGAGGACGAUGGAGUGUUUGCCUUAACAGAUUAUCCCCAACAUUCCACAAGCGAGCACAGCAGAGACCUCAGCCCCCAGCUACAGACACCUGAACUACUCCAGCAUCAGAAGCAGGCUACUGAAAAUCAUCGCCUUCUUGCUGCAUUUAAGGGCUUAGUGGAUGAUUUCCGAUUUGAGCUGCGGGAUGAAGCCACAGACAAACAUGAGAGUCAGCAGUUAUAUGCAGAAGAUAAAGCUACUUGGGAGAUUGAAGAGACAGAACUAAGAUGUCGCCUGGAGCAGUAUGAAGUGAGGAGGCCUAAAGUGCCGGGAGACUUGAGCCCCAGUGAGGUUCAGGUAUCUAACAGUCAGGAGCGAGAGGAGCACAAGAAGUUGCUUUCCGAGAGCCACCGUUUGGUCAUGGACCUCCACAGGCAGGUACAGCAGAGUGAAAAGAACUGGAGUCGGGAGAAGGGAGACCUGCUCGAUCGAUUUGAAAGGGAAAAACGUGACUGGGAAAAGCAAAGAAAGGAAUUCCUCAGGAAAAUAGAGCAGCUUCAAAGGGAAUCAAGUCCUCGGAGAAAAGAUAGCUUCCUUGCUGACCAAAGUGAUGAUGGUGAUGGGGAAUAUUCAGCCAAGGCUGUGCUGCAUUUGCAUGGAGCUAGGUCAUUUUCUGACUCUGAUGAUAUGCAGUUUGAGGAACAGUUACUGCCUAAGCUGAAGGGGUCCGAUCGCUGUACUGGUUCUGAGAAUCUCUUUCUUGAUGCACUUUCGCUGGAUUCUGUUGAUGAGUCUGAUUUAACUCAGCCCUGCAAGUUGGAGCGUGAUAAGUUCUCCGCUGAGGAUGAUGCACAAAAAGGAGGUUUGCAGAGGGUCAUGUCUGUGUCCUCCAUGUCUGAAUUUCAUCAAUUAAUGGAAAGCUCUCCUUUCCUGCCGGACAAGAACUUAGAUCUUUCUAGUGACAAGGAUGAGUUAACACCACCCUUGUCUCCUGAUGAUCUGAAGUAUAUUGAAGAAUUUAACAAGAAUUGGGAUUACAAUAAUGUGGGCCAGGGUGAUAAAAUGGUAUGUGUGGAUAGAACUGGAAAUGGGAAAAUUGAAUAUGAAUCAGCUUCUGAAACAUUCCAGUCAUCUUCAUGGUUUCUUACCACGAGUGUUACUAUGACAACAAAUACUUUGACCAACCCAGAUCACUGCCAGAAGCAGCUGUCUCCAAGCCACGAUGUUACAGACAGAAUGGGGGUUAGGGUCUUCCACAGCCCACAAGUGGUUCGAAGGUUUGACACAUCUGCAAAUGAUGGCAAUGAUGAGCAGGAGCACCUAGACCCAGACUUACUCUUUUCCGCGACCAAAGCCAAGGGAAAUGUUUCUGAGGCAAAACUUGGUGGUACAGAGGUAUUUGGGAGAUGGUCAUGUGAUCUCAAUAAGCACCACAAAGACUUCCAUGAGAGUAACCUACACCCUAUGGAUCGUCCUGUUUGCACUACUGUCAGUUUUGCGUCUUCUCUGCACAAUAUAGAGUUGUCAAGGAACUUGAGUGAUGACAUGAAAGAAGUAGCCAAUUCUGUUAGAAAUGCGAUUCGAUCAAACUCAGUAGAAUCUCAAUUUAGAGACAUUGCUUGUCAGACCAAUGGUUUAAAGAGUACAGGAACACAAACAACUCAAACAAUUAGUGUUGGUUUGCAAACCGAGGCUUUACGAAGCGUUACCAGCAGUCCACUCAAGUGUCUGACACCAAAGGGAGUUUCUACUCCUGUAUCAUCACCUUCACGUAGUCUGAGGAACAGGCAGAUUUCUCCAGCUAUUGAAAAAGUUCAAGCAAAGUUUGAACGAAAUUGUUGUUCUCCUAAAUAUGGUUCUCCAAAACUGCAGAAGAAAACACUUGCUAAAACAGAUCAGCCAACAAAAUGUGUUACUUCUGGUACUUCCCAGAAAGGCUUCAAUGAAUCUGCGUGGGCUAGGUCAACAACAACCAGGGAAAGCCCUGUUCAUACCACAAUUAAUGAUGGACUUUCAAGUCUUUUUAAUAUAAUUGAUCACAGCCCAGUAAAUUGUGACCAUUUACAAAAAGUGUCAAGACCAAGCAGUAGAUCUAGGUCAGCAGAAACCAGACAAGACUUUGUAACUAUGCCUGACAUGUACAUGGAUGGCAGGGGGAGAUCUCCAAGUCCCAUCCGCAUAACUGUUGAGCUUCAAAGGGAUCAGUAUGGUGAUGUCAGCUCUAGACAAGAUCUCUCUGCCCCACCUGGUUACUCACUGUCAGAGAAUGCUGCCAGAAUACUUACCAAGAAAAUAUUAGAUGAUCAAAGACAAACACCAAAUAGUCCAACCAGAGGUUACAGAGACCACACAGCUGCAGAACUUUUAAAAAUCGAACAAGGAUCUAUUGAGGAACUGCCUUGUUCCGCGUUAGCUCCGUCCUUGGAAUCCAGUUUCUCCAGACCAGAGAGACCAGCGAACCGACGCCUGCCUUCCAGAUGGGCCUCACAUUCCCCGACUGCCUCCCGGGCUUCUUCUAGUGGUAAUCUUUAUGAGGAGCAGGGAAACAAGGACACACAAACAGAAGGAAGGAAUGUCUGAUGCCACCUUGCAUGACUUACCAGUCAUAUAAUCCAAUGUGUGUAAUUCCAUUUUCACACAGUCCAGUCUCUGCCAGUAGACAUCAGGAGUCCUUUACCAUCUAAGGAAUGAUAUGUGCAAUUGCUGAACAUUCAAUCUUUAACAUUGCUUGUUGUGUUUCUGC